AUGGACAGUAAUCCAGUUCCUCAUGGCCUAACACAAGAAGAAUUCACAGUGCUAAAACCCAUCAUCCGCGCCUACCACACCUUUGAUCAAUUGUCAAACACGUGCACAUCCCUCAUAUUGCAACGCAUUGAUGCACCAGCAGCACAAGUCUGGCCAUUCGUUCGCCGUUUCGACUACCCACAGAAGUACAAACACUUCGUCAAGAGCUGCAACAUAAUCGCCGGUGAUGGUGGCAUUGGCAGCAUAAGGGAAGUAACCAUCGUAUCAGGGCUGCCAGCAUCAACCAGCACUGAAAGGCUAGAGAUUUUGGAUGAAGCAAAACGCAUUUUGAGCUUUAGGGUUGUUGGGGGAGAGCAUAGAUUAAACAAUUAUCAAUCUGUUACAUCUGUUAAUGAAUUAAUUGACAGAGAAAAUAAGGUUUACACCAUUGUUUUGGAGUCUUAUAUAGUUGAUAUACCAGAGGGAAAUACAGAGGAAGAUACAAAAAUGUUUACUGAUACCGUUGUAAAGCUGAAUCUUCAAAAGCUUGGAGUGGCGGCUAUGGCGGCUUUGCAUGGACAAAACUAA
Messenger RNA from Fraxinus pennsylvanica, 567 nucleotides. NCBI's taxonomy places the organism in Eukaryota, Viridiplantae, Streptophyta, Magnoliopsida, Lamiales, Oleaceae. The record is from the annotation of a GenBank genome assembly.